AUGAUGUCUUUUCAGCCACCGCGGUUCAAGGUCAUCGCCUGUUACGAGGUAUCUCAUCGGCGAUUGGCGUAUGUACACAUUUGUGAUUUGUGCUAUGGUAAGGCAUCAAGGUCGCACACAGCCUACGUAGACGCUCGUGGCUAUCUAUGUAAAGGUAAUUGGCGUAGCAUAGUGUCGGAAACACAGCGGUUCGAAGCGUUACGCAUGGUGUUACCACUUCGUCCAAUCGCCAGCGACUUGGAUGGCGAGGGAAGUCUUUGGUUGGUGCUACGCCGCGAUUAUCUGAGCUCCUCUCCUGCAUUUGAUUCAGUGCUCUUUGAAGCUAAUGUCCGAGGUAGAGAAUCAGCGAGCUCUAUACUACUCUCGGCUCCGCUCUAUUUGGUAGCUGGGCUUCAUAUUACUGCGCUCAUCGAGUGUGGCGGCACAGGCAUUUGUUCUCGUAUGCAGUAUCUACGUCCUGAGAGCACACCGGUCUCUUCCUAUACCGACCACAGAGUGCGUUGUAAGACAGCCGGGGGAUGUUCAGGACGACCAGGAUAUACCCAGUGCGCCUGCUCGCUUUUGCCUCUAGCCUCAGGAACUAGAGCCCGGUAG
Trichoderma gamsii is the source of this 594-nucleotide messenger RNA. RefSeq lists its product as hypothetical. The transcript is spliced from 2 exons. The record is from RefSeq and is a predicted model, not a curated record. The coding region runs from base 1 to 594 and encodes 197 amino acids. NCBI's taxonomy places the organism in Eukaryota, Fungi, Ascomycota, Sordariomycetes, Hypocreales, Hypocreaceae.